GCAUUUCUACUGCAAGCCAGUUUCGACUAUCGAUAGAGCAAUACACUGUGAUUGAGAAAUGGCCUUGAAAUUAGUUCUCUUUGUUACCGUAAUGGUUGCUGCAUUGGCACUUCCAAUAGCUAAAGGCACUAAUGUUGUGGUUGAGGUCCAGCCGUCUUUUGUUCCUUGCAGUUUAGGUGCGAAUGUUACUGCCACCCCACCUUUCCCAAAUGCUCAAGUACAACUGCGGUGUGGAGCUGGAAAUGUGGUUGCUAGUACAACAACCAAUGCCAGUGGAGUAUUUUCAUUUUCCUUGGAUUCUACACGACUUUCUCUCUUUCCAACAGUACCCUUGAAUCUUUGCAAUCUAGUGGUUACAACACCCCUCUCCACCUGCAACUCCACGCUUCCUCCUGUGGGAGUCUUGGAAUCGCGCAUACAGUUCAUUAGAAGCAGUGUUUUAGGGCUCCGUAUUGUUCUCACCUUUGGGCCAGUUGGGUUCCGUUACAGUUCCUCAACUUGAGGAAUAGAAGAGUAUUUACAUGAAUAAGGUCAAUUGAACCAAUGAUAUAGUAUUUUCCUUUCCAACUCUUUAAUAAUGUUAUGAAGAUUGUCAUCCAAUCUGUAAACUCCUUUCCUAAUUAAGGAGUACUCCUGUCGCCAUAUAUAAUUAAUAAAGCCUUUAAUGUCCUUCAAAUGAAUAUGGACUACGUUGUGGAUUUCGUUUGACUUGUAUAUGAUAAUCAAGGCUAUGUUAAUUGGCAAAAAGCCUUUUUGA
Messenger RNA from Quercus robur (English oak), 757 nucleotides. RefSeq names its product phylloplanin-like. The record is from RefSeq and is a predicted model, not a curated record. The coding region runs from base 59 to 502 and encodes 147 amino acids. Lineage: Eukaryota; Viridiplantae; Streptophyta; Magnoliopsida; Fagales; Fagaceae. The transcript is spliced from 3 exons.